This is a messenger RNA of Vicia faba (fava bean), 522 nucleotides long. NCBI's taxonomy places the organism in Eukaryota, Viridiplantae, Streptophyta, Magnoliopsida, Fabales, Fabaceae. The record is from the annotation of a GenBank genome assembly.
AUGGAGAAACAGAAACUCUCGCAAGAAGAAAAGAAGGAAGAGUCAAAUUACAAUAACAAAACUGUGUGGGAUUGUGGAAGCACACUUUAUGAUUCCUUCGAACUCAACUCCUUUAAACACCAACUUGACUCAGCCAUAAACAGAUCGCUCUCCAUGUCUCGUUUACCAGAACGACGAGUCACAGUUCUUCAGAAAUCAUCGUUAUCUUUGUCGUCGUCGUCGGUUACCUCAAGGAAACCGUACAAGAUCUCCCGCUCUUUUCAGAAGUUUAUUCGUUCCGUGUUCAAGUCAAACAAUGAUAAAUCCAACGUUUCUUCAAGCAGCAAUAGUUUGAAAGUGCAAGAAAAAUACUGUAAUGAGCGUUUCUACGUGGUUUAUGAUAAAUCUGGAUCGGUUCUUUCUACUAUACCAGAAGCUCCUGAAUUUGAGAUUGGUUCUCUUUCGCCGGAGAUUUCUUCUUUGGUUAAAAGGUCUGCUUCGGAGCGGUUCACGACCGCCACAAUUGGUAUUGCGUGUGCUUGA